Anopheles coluzzii is the source of this 1516-nucleotide messenger RNA. RefSeq names its product solute carrier family 35 member B1 homolog (gene meigo). Gene Ontology annotation, molecular function: UDP-glucose transmembrane transporter activity; UDP-galactose transmembrane transporter activity. Lineage: Eukaryota; Metazoa; Arthropoda; Insecta; Diptera; Culicidae. Gene Ontology annotation, cellular component: endoplasmic reticulum membrane; Golgi membrane. The transcript is spliced from 2 exons. Gene Ontology annotation, biological process: UDP-galactose transmembrane transport. The record is from RefSeq and is a predicted model, not a curated record. The coding region runs from base 240 to 1259 and encodes 339 amino acids.
UUUUGUAUACGUUGAAGCUAAUGUCAACAGCUGAAUCGGCAUAAAAAAGGUUUACGUGUUCUUUCGGGGAUCUAAUUCGCGCUGAGCGAAGGUUCGUACCUUUUGCGAAGCAUCUCUAUCCUAUGUGGGACGUGCCAUGCAUUGUAAUUGGAUCUGAUAGUGUUUAGUAUUAGCUAAAAUUCCAACCCCUUCUGCGCGUUAUCUCUGCUCUCUGACACGAUCAGUACGCGGCAGGCACGAUGACGAACAACAAGCAAACGCUGGUAAUCUCUGCUGUGGGCAUCUUCGUGUGCUACUUUUACUUUGCGAUACUGCAGGAAAAGAUUACACGCGGCCGGUACGGUGACGAGCUGCAGGACGAUGGAUCGCGCGGCGAGCGGUUUACGUACAUGUUGGCCCUGGUGGGCGUCCAGUGUGUGUGCAAUUGGGUUUUCGCAAAAGCACUUCUCAUGAUCACACCCCAACCGGAAGACGGCACACCGAAGGCGUACUAUGCUAGCAGUGCCCUCACGUACCUGCUGGCCAUGAUUAGCUCGAACAUGGCUCUGCGCUGGGUCGCCUACCCGAUGCAGGUGGUGGCGAAGGCGGCAAAACCGAUUCCCGUAAUGUUGCUUGGCGUGCUGGUUGGACGGAAGAGCUACCCGAUGCAGAAGUAUCUCUUCGUGCUGCUGAUCGUGGUGGGCGUGGUACUGUUCAUGUUUAAGGACAGCAAAGCGACUACCGGCGCCGUACUCGAGCACGAAACCAUCGGCCAGCUGCUACUGAUCAUGAGCCUUUCGAUGGACGGGCUGACGGGUGCGAUUCAGGAGCGCAUGCGGGCCCACAGUGCACCCUCCGCCCAGCACAUGAUGCUGGCGAUGAACGGCUGGAGCGCGAUGAUCGUGUCCGUUGGUCUGCUGGUGACCGGCGAAGGCAAAGCGUUCGUUCUGUUCGCUCUCCGGCAUCCGGAGCUUUUCACGCACCUGACACUGCUGGCACUGACCGGGGCGCUGGGCCAGUUGUUCAUCUUCAUGAUGGUGUCCUCGUUCGGUGCGCUCGCCUGUUCGGUGGUGACUACGACGCGCAAAUUCUUCACCGUCCUGUUCUCGGUGCUGUUCUUCGGCAAUGCACUGUCCGGCCGGCAGUGGGUUGGCGCCGUGCUCGUGUUUUGCGGUCUGUUUGCGGACAUGUUUUUCGGGCGAAAGCCAGCCCCAGCGAAGGAGAAGCUGCAAAAGCAAAAGGACAAGAGUGAAGGCGAGCUGCUGGAAGCGAAACGCUGAAUUGCCACUCUGCGUGUGAAUGAUUUAUGCUGCAAGCAUUUAACUUACGUGUAAUUCCAUCAUGGUGCUAAAGCACCGUAAAGAUAAGAUGAAAUCCAAACGAUGCGCACACACCGUGACAGAAGGCUUCUUCCGAACCAACAAAAGAUUCUACCUGCUAUCCCCGCUGUAAACGUUAUUACCUGUGUCCUUGAAUAGUGUAGUUAAGCAAGGAAAAAAAAACAUAGAACAUAAUAAAGAAAAAAGUCACACAUUUA